UUAUGGAACGCCUGCCGCUGGUGAGCCACCGCCAGUCGGUUGACAAUCAUCGCAAGCGUUGCGCUAAUGUAAACUGUACCCAACUAUUUGAGUAAUUUUAUUGUGCUGGUGAUUACUUAUUUGCAAAAUGUUCGCCAAGUUAACGCGUCGUCGAUUUUCGUUACAGGACGAUAACAGAGAGCUGGUGGACAGGCUGAUGACGUACAAAUCAAAGGACGCAGAAAAACUGAACGAGGAAAACGAUCAUCUAGUCAGAAAACGAAAUGCUAAAAUGCAACAGGAGCUCAAAGAAGCGGCGAAAGACAUGCGAGGCUUAUCUGCCGAAAGCUUGUGUACGGUCGUAAGCAACAGCGUUGGUCCAAUAGUGGCACAUCCGUCUGCUAUCCCGAGCAAACCUUCCAUUAGAUUUGAUGCUCACGAUGGGGUGGUCAGUGCUGUGAAAUGGAGCCCAGUAGACCGCGUGGUAGCCACCGGUGGCGAAGAUCGCAAGGUUAAAUUAUGGGACGUAUCCAAAGGUGUUGCCGAGUGUAAAGGUAUGUUAAUUGGCAGCAAUGCCGGUGUUAUGUCAGUUGACUUCGACAGUACUGGAGGACAGAUUGUAGCAGCGUCUAAUGACUUGGCAUCUCGUGUUUGGACAGUCAGUGAUCAACGUCUUAGGGUAAGUGAGCCUGACAAUAAUCGUUGAUAAAUAACAACGCCA
Messenger RNA from Daktulosphaira vitifoliae (grape phylloxera), 700 nucleotides. RefSeq names its product autophagy-related protein 16-1-like. The record is from RefSeq and is a predicted model, not a curated record. The coding region runs from base 128 to 685 and encodes 185 amino acids. Gene Ontology annotation, biological process: autophagosome assembly. Gene Ontology annotation, cellular component: autophagosome membrane. The transcript has 4 exons. Gene Ontology annotation, molecular function: protein binding. NCBI's taxonomy places the organism in Eukaryota, Metazoa, Arthropoda, Insecta, Hemiptera, Phylloxeridae.